UUUUCGGUUCCAGUCAGGCUUUCGCCGUUUUCGGCUGCGUGGGAAUCCAUGGUUUGUCCGGGGAACUUUCCGCCGCGUCUCUGAGGCAAGAAAAGGCAGCUCUCGCCCAGCCGCGGCCAGAAGAAGAGCGACGAAGAGACGAGGACGAAGCUUGCGGGGUGCAAAGGAUAACUUUUGGGGGGACGGGAGGUGGGAGGGGGGGCUGGCUGGUCCUGAUGCAAGAUGCCGGGCACCCGCGCUUUGAUUUUCCUGCUCACCUUCCAGCUCUGCUCCCUGGAGACCGAGACGCCGACAGCUGGCUGCACAUUUGAAGAAGACGGGGACCUAAAUCAGUGUGAAUACAGCCAAAGUGUUGAAGAUGACUUUGAGUGGGAACUGAUCCGAAGCUACCUUCUUCCCCGUUUGACCUCUGAUCUUCCUCAUGGUUCUUAUCUGAUGGUCAAUUCCUCCCAGCACAAUCCAGGGCAGAAAGCACAGAUCCUCUUCCAGACAUUGAGUGAAAAUGACACUCACUGCCUCCAGUUCAGCUACUUCAUGUACAGUCGGGAUGGGCACAGUCCUGGGACUUUGAAUGUCUUUGUCAAGAUGAAUGGAGGGCCAUUGGGAAGCGUGGUGUGGAAUGUCUCUGGCUCCCAUGGGCGGCAAUGGCAUCAAGUGGAGCUUGCUGUCAGCAUGUUUUGGCCCAAUGAGUACCAGGUAUUGUUUGAAGCAGUCAUUUCCAAUGAAAGGCACGGCUACUUGGGAUUGGAUGACAUCCUGCUCUUGAAUUAUCCCUGCUCCAAAGCACCUCAUUUUUCCCGCCUGGGUGAUGUGGAGGUAAAUGCUGGACAGAAUGCCACUUUUCAGUGUGUAGCUGCCGGCAAGGCUUCGGAAACAGAGAGAUUCCUCAUGCAGAAGCAGAAUGGAGUUGUCAUCCCCACCGUCUCAGUCAAGCACAUCAGUCACAGAAGAUUUUUGGCUACAUUUCAACUGGAUCAAGUACUGAAAGGAGACCAGGACUUGUACCGCUGUGUGACUCAGUCUAGCAGGGGCUCUGGUGUCAGUAACUUUGCUGAGCUGAUAGUCAAAGAGCCCCCAACGCCCAUCGCACCCCCACAGCUUUUGAGAGCAGGUUCAACAUACUUAAUCAUCCAGCUCAACACCAACUCAAUCAUUGGAGACGGUCCUAUUGUAAGAAAAGAGAUUGAGUACCGGAUGACUUCUGGACCUUGGUCUGAAGUACACGCUGUGAACAUGCAGACCUAUAAGUUAUGGCAUCUCGAUCCCGACACAGAGUAUGAAAUCAGCGUCCUGCUGACCCGGCCAGGAGAUGGUGGGACUGGCAAACCUGGACCUCCACUCAUCAGUAGGACAAAGUGUGCAGAACCCAUGAGGGCCCCCAAAGGCCUUGCCUUUGCAGAGAUCCAAUCCAGGCAGCUGAUCCUUCAGUGGGAGCCUCUGGGUUACAACCUGACCCGCUGUCACACAUACACUGUCACACUCUGCUAUCGCUAUGCUGUAGGCACUGGCCAUAACCAGACCUUUCAUGAAUGUGUGAAGAUGGAGCAUGGUACCAACCAUUACACCAUCAAGAACCUUCUGCCUUAUAAAAACGUCCAUGUCAAGAUCAUCUUGUCCAAUCCUGAAGGCCGGAAAGAAGGCAAAGAGAUGAUAUUUCAGACUGAUGAAGAUGUCCCUGGAGGCAUAGCUUCAGAAUCCCUCACAUUCACUCCUCUGGAGGACAUGAUUUUUCUGAAAUGGGAGGAGCCGGUGGAACCCAAUGGUCUCAUAACACAAUAUGAGAUCAGCUACCAGAGCAUUGAAUCCUUUGACCCAGCAGUCAAUGUGCCUGGCCCACGGCGCACCGUCUCCAAGCUCCGAAAUGAAACUUACCAUGUUUUCUCCAACCUUCAUCCUGGGACGACCUACCUUUUUUCAGUAAGAGCACGAACUGGCAAGGGCUUUGGUCAAACUGCUCUGACUGAGAUCACCACCAACAUCUCAGCACCUAGUUUUGAUUAUGGUGACAUACCUUCACCACUGGAAGAGUCGGAUAGCACCAUCACUGUUCUCCUGCGACCAGCACAGGGCAGGGGUGCCCCAAUCAGCACAUAUCAAGUCAUUGUGGAAGAAGACAGACCUAAGAAGAUCAAGCGGGAGUUAAAUGGCCCAGAAUGCUUUCCUGUGCCACUCACUUUUGAUGACGCCAUGUCCCGUGGCUUGGUUCACUACUUUGGAGCGGAACUAUCCCCAGGCAGCCUCACAGAAGCCAAACCCUUCAUUGUAGGGGACAACCAAACCUAUAAUGGUUACUGGAAUCCUCCACUGGAACCCAAGAAAGCCUAUCUCAUCUACUUCCAGGCUAUGAGCAAUCUCAAAGGGGAAACUAGGCUGAAUUGUAUCCGAAUAGCUCGGAAAGCUGCCUGUAAAGAAAGCAAGCGUCCUUUGGAAGUUUCCCAGCACUCGGAGGAGAUGGGCCUCAUCCUGGGCAUCUGUGCUGGAGGACUGGUGGUAUUGAUCAUCCUCCUUGGGGCCAUCAUCGUUGUCAUUCGGAAAGGGAAACCUGUCAACAUGACCAAAGCCACAAUCAACUACCGCAAUGAGAAAACACACAUGAUGAGUGCAAUUGACCAGAGCUUCACAGACCAGAGUACCCUUCAGGAAGAUGAGAGGCUGGGAUUAUCUUUCAUGGACACUCACAAUUACAACAGAGGUGAACAACGUUCCAACAUUGUCAAUGAGUCCAGCAGUCUUUUAGGGGGGUCCCCACGAAGGCAGUGUGGACGCAAAGGCUCCCCCUAUCACACUGGGCAGCUUCACCCUGCUGUCCGAGUGGCCGAUCUUCUCCAGCACAUCAAUCAAAUGAAAACAGCAGAAGGGUAUGGCUUCAAGCAAGAAUAUGAGAGUUUCUUUGAAGGCUGGGAUGCUUCAAAGAAGAAAGAAAAGACCAAAGGGAGACAAGAUCACAUGCCUACCUAUGACCGACACCGGGUUAAACUCCACCCACUUCUUGGUGAUCCCAACUCUGACUAUAUCAAUGCCAACUACAUUGAUGGUUACCAAAGAUCUAACCAUUUCAUAGCCACACAAGGCCCCAAACAGGAGAUGGUCUAUGAUUUUUGGCGGAUGGUGUGGCAGGAACACUGUUCCAGCAUAGUGAUGAUAACAAAACUGGUAGAAGUGGGAAGGGUUAAGUGUGCCAAAUAUUGGCCAGAUGACUCAGAGAUGUACGGAGACAUUAAAAUUACCCAGGUGAAAUCGGAGACUCUGGCAGAAUACGUGGUGAGGACAUUCGCCCUGGAAAGGAGGGGCUAUUCAGCAAGGCAUGAAGUAAAGCAGUUCCACUUCACGUCAUGGCCAGAACACGGGGUACCCUACCAUGCCACGGGGCUGCUGGCAUUCAUUCGCAGAGUCAAAGCUUCUACACCUCCUGAUGCAGGACCCAUAGUUAUUCACUGCAGCGCCGGCACUGGACGGACAGGUUGUUACAUUGUUCUGGAUGUGAUGCUGGACAUGGCUGAGUGUGAAGGAGUUGUAGACAUUUACAAUUGUGUGAAGACUCUCUGCUCACGGAGAAUCAACAUGAUUCAGACUGAAGAGCAAUAUGUCUUCAUCCAUGAUGCCAUAUUGGAAGCCUGUCUUUGUGGAGAGACCAGCAUUCCCAUCAGUGAGUUCAGACCAACAUACAAAGAGAUGGUUAGGAUAGAUCCACAGAGCAAUUCAUCUCAGUUGCGGGAGGAAUUUCAGCAGACUCUGAAUUCUGUAACACCCCACCUGGAUGUGGAGGAGUGCAGCAUUGCCCUUCUACCACGCAAUCGCGAAAAAAAUCGGAGUAUGGAUGUGCUGCCUCCAGACCGGUGCCUCCCUUUUUUGAUCUCCAUGGAUGGAGACAGCAACAACUACAUCAACGCGGCCUUAACUGAUAGCUACACCAAGAGUGCUGCUUUCAUUGUAACCUUGCACCCCCUACAAAACACCACAACGGAUUUCUGGAGGUUGGUAUAUGACUAUGGCUGCACCUCCAUCAUUAUGCUAAACCAGCUCAACCAGUCCAAUUCUGCCUGGCCUUGUUUACAGUAUUGGCCAGAACCAGGCCUUCAGCAAUAUGGACCGAUGCAGGUGGAAUAUAUAUCUCGGUCAAGUGAUGAAGAUGUGGUAGCCCGUCUUUUCCGGGUGCAGAAUAUAACACGGUUACAGGAAGGACACUUGAUGGUCCGGCAUUUUCAGUACCUGCGGUGGUCAGCUUACAGAGAUGUUCCAGAUUCAAAAAAGUCUUUUCUGAAUUUAUUAGCCCAAGUAGAGAAGUGGCAAGGAGAGAACGGCAAUGGCAGGACCAUUGUCCAUUGUUUGAAUGGAGGUGGACGGAGUGGUACCUUCUGCGCCUGCACCAUGAUCCUGGAGAUGAUCAGGUGUCACAAGCUGGUGGAUGUUUUCUUUGCUGCAAAGACCCUUCGCAACUAUAAGCCAAAUAUGGUCGAGACCUUUGAACAGUACCACUUCUGCUAUGACAUAGCGCUGGAAUAUCUGGAUUCACUGGAGACCAGAUAGCAUCUUGUCCAAGCAUCCCAAAGUUGCCAGCAGAGCAGAGCCUAUACAAACUCAACCCAUGUACACAGUGUUGUGCAUAUGCCAGCCAUGAGUUUGAUACCUGCGUCUCAUUUCUAUGUAUAUGGAUACUGGUGUGCAGAAUGGGCAUCUCCGGUGGGUCUCCUUGUGACCCUAAGACUCAUCGGCUGGAAAGAACCGAGCACUACAGGCAGCAGACCACAAGCAAAAUCCAGCCCCUGUCAACACGGCCACAGGAGAUUGGAGGAAGCAAUGGAAUUUUCUUCUGAAAGCUUAAGAUGCUUUGUGGGCAAAAAAAAAAAAAAAAGGAUCAGCCUGCAGUUGCAGUCUUUGGGAAAGCAACAUGGGACUCAAAUGCUCAUUGGACUUGUACAGUUUUCAUUCUGUCUUUAUAGCCACCUCUUUCUUGUCUCCAAAUGAGUGCCUGCCUCCAAAGAGUGUUUAUAAAUUGCUAUGUGGCAGGAAAACUGCUGUAAAAACAGAACAAAACCCCAGUCAUCUAAGAGGAAGAAAGCACAUGUGUAUCUUUCUUUCAAAUGAAGGUGUUCAGAUAUUCUUCAUAACCACCGUAACCAUACACUGGAGUGUUUUGUUCCAAACAAGCUUUGGAAGAGCCUUACUUAGACCAUAGAAUCUAGUCCAACGCUGUGCUAAAGGCAGGAGAUCUUAUACCAUCCCACUCAAACGGUUGUCCAGUCUAUGUUUGAAAACCUCCAGUGAUGCAGCACCCACAACUCCAUUGAUUAAUUGUUCUCCCUGUCAGAAAAUUUCCAGAAUGAUGGUGCCUGCAGACUGCAGCCCCUGUCAGGCAUCUUUCCAAGUAGGGCUAUCUAACCCAUGAAACUCUCAGUAGUGCAACCCCUUCAACAAGUUUGCCACAAUAACUCAUGCACGGAAGCAGACUUCACAGAUCACCAACAAGCAUGUGAGCCAGAAGAGAAUCAGUUCAUAAGCAUGUUUAAGCAAAGGGGCAUGAGGGAGAAAGGAAAGGUCUUUAUUAAUCCAGAUAUUUCUGUUUCAGAGUCAAGUGUAGACUUUCCUGUGUGUGUUGGUGGCGGUUUUGGAAUGAAAACGCAGUGACGGAUAGCUGUUUUCGGCACUUAUGACUAAUGUGGUGGGAAGACGUUUAUGCUUUGGAAAGGUGAGCUGGUUGGGUUUGGAAUAGGUAGCUUUAUUUGUGCAGUUUGGCUUGGAGUCAGAACUUACAGGAGUUAGUGUUGAAAGGUGCCAGCAUAAGAAUAUGAAGGGUGCGCAGGUAUGGUUUUAUAAGAAUCCAAGACCUUGGAUCUCAUUUCUUUCUUUUGCUCCAUCAGCCAAGCUAAACAGAUUAUUUCUACAUCUCCCACUCUUGGUGCAAGGUAUCUGUUGAGAUAAUUACUAGAGGAGUUUUUAAUGCAGAAUAGCAUUAGAGCAGGGGAUGUGCUCUGCAUGAAAAUUGAGGUGCGCCAUUCAUUUGUUUAAAGAGCCGCAGACACUCCAGAUAGGCUAAGCAAAUUUUUACCAAAUGUGGAGGACCUGCCUGUUCAGAACAUUUGGCCAUUCCACUUAAAAAGUCCAAAGCCUCCAGUUUUCAGGCAACAAGAUGUAGACAAAUCCAUGUGCAAAAGUUUUUUUAAAAAUGCAAAGUUGUUAAUGUGCCUUUGUAUCCUUUAUGAAAUGCAUCACACUGAUGUAAAUGAAUGGUUUUCAUCUGGAGCCAUAAUAAGGGAGUAAACAGCAUUGAAGUGGCAGUUGUCAUUCAAGUGAUUGAGACCCUGCUCCUUUUUGGUGCACGAGAGACAUAAAACACACAUUAAAAAAGAGGGGGGGGCUUCAGGUGCCUGGUGGCACCCGUGAUGUUGACCUCCUUCCUCUGAAAUCUUUGGAUUUCAGGCCAUGAAUCUGUUUGUUUGUUUUUUUCAAAAUACUUUUAGUCUUGUCAACAAAGAGCAUUAGUUACUGUGUUGAUAAAUGCAGUAAAGGAAGAAGAUUUUUCUAGGUCAGGAUAUUGAUUGACUUAGCCAAGGGAAAGAAGAUCUGUUGGUUCACAGAACAGAUAUAAAGAUGAUGCAUUCCUUCUGGGAAAAAUGGGGAAAACGAAGCAUAAAUAUGAAUGGAAACCCAGGCCGAUACUUUUAGGAAUGACAUGGCAGCUUACAUUAUUUCAUGCAUCUACCAUUUUCUGGAUUUUUUCCCCCCUCCAGAACGCCCAAAUGUCACAUCUCAGGACUUUUUGGGAAGGAGAGAAUGGAAGGACCAUGGCCAUCAGUGGCACCUGCUAUUUUGGAAUCUCUUCCUUUUUUUGGAGGAGAAAGUGGAGGGGGGAGGGUAUAAAGCCUUUUCUUCCACAGUGAAUUCUGGGGAAAGUGAAACGAUGCCUCUCUCCAGAAGGAGCAGCUAAAUAUAGUAGGGCAAAGAGAUAAGAGGUACGGAAACAUUCAGAAGGAAGAUGGAAUGUGUAUAAUAACAUAAAGUGUUCAUAAAUGUAAUCCCAAAUGGGUGAUGGGACAGAAAGUUCUUUUCAAGAGCUAAGUUGAGAAACAUCUUAGGUGACGGAGCAAGAAUUCAUUAAAAAACUAAAUUUUGCUUCUAACUGAUAUGAUGCUUCUGAGGAGCCCUAGGACAUCACUUUCCAAGUACUCCAAGUUUGAGAGGACAGUCCUAGAUUUUUGUAUCCGAGCACAAUGAUGAUGAUGAUGUGUGUGAUGUCUUUUGUUACUGCUCCCAAGGUCAGAGGCAAGUAUGUAAAUCAUAGGUAAGUCAAGUAUUAUCAGAUGCUAUAUGUUUCAUCACCUGAAGCCAGUGUGGAAAAGUAAGAAUGGAAUUGGUUCAGUAUAGUUAAGGGACAAUCCUCAGAGGCCCAGGUGUAACAUGUAGUUGUGCCAGAUUUAAAUAAGUGAGCAGAAUGGAAUUAUCGAAAGAUAGAACAGAUGGGAACCUGAGGCUGAAACAGAAGGGCUGUUCUUUUUCUUUUUCUUCCUCCUGUGGAUGUGAAUGUGAAGAUGAAGAUUGAUUAAUGGGACUAGCAACAUGUGGUGUCUGGAGUUUAAAGCAAAGACAGAUGCCAUGUGCGCUUUUGCAGAGUUUGUACAACUAGCGCGUUAAAAAGGCUAAGCCUGGCAUACAAUUUUAUAUAAAUACAGAAUAUGGGAGCUCAGAGAAAUAUUCUGCUUGUGGAAAGUCACUUCUUUCAUUGCGAAAAUAAGAGAAGAAAAGAAGUUCUAGCUUUAAUGAUUGGUGAACUUUAAAUGAUAUACUUGGAAAUACCUUUGAAGUUGAAGACCUUAAAGUUGCCAAGGUUGAGAAACAUUGGCUUAGAAGUUUCCCCUCUAAGUGAACCCUUGGGAAUUUCUCAAUAUAGUGAUACCUCGGUAUUCAACUACUUCAAAACUCAUCAAGGUUGGUACUCAGAACCAAACAGAACAGAAUAACAGAGAUGGAAGGGACCUUGGAGGUCUUCUAGUCCAACCCCCCUCCUCAGGCAGGAAACCCUAUACUAUUUCAGACAACUGGUUGUUCAAUCUCUUCUUAAAAACCUCCAGUGUUGGAGCAUCCACAACUUCUGGAGGCAAGUUGUUCAACUGAUUAAUUGUUCUCACCGUCAGGAAAUUUCUCCUAAGUUCUAGGUUGCUUCUCUCCUUCAUUAACUCGAUGCAUUUUGGUGCAAAAAUGGCACUAGCACUUAGACUUAUAUACCGCUUCACUGUGCUUUACAGCCCUCUCUA
Molecule: messenger RNA, 8249 nt
Organism: Notechis scutatus (mainland tiger snake)
Lineage: Eukaryota; Metazoa; Chordata; Lepidosauria; Squamata; Elapidae
Gene: PTPRU
Product: protein tyrosine phosphatase receptor type U
Biological process (GO): protein dephosphorylation
Cellular component (GO): membrane
Molecular function (GO): protein binding; protein tyrosine phosphatase activity
Source: RefSeq, a predicted model, not a curated record